Phragmites australis (common reed) is the source of this 450-nucleotide messenger RNA. RefSeq lists its product as uncharacterized. The record is from RefSeq and is a predicted model, not a curated record. The transcript has a single exon. The coding region runs from base 1 to 450 and encodes 149 amino acids. Lineage: Eukaryota; Viridiplantae; Streptophyta; Magnoliopsida; Poales; Poaceae.
AUGGCCGUCUACAAUUCAAGCUGGGCCAAUCUAUUCCCUGGUGCCGUUAUGGUCAAUGCAGAGCAUAUUAAGUCUGACCACAUACCACUUGUUCUACACAUGGAGUAUGAGGUGAGCCCGAUUGUCCGGUCAUCUGGUGGGCUGAAAUCUUUUGAGGCCAGAUGGCUUAGAGAGGAAACAAUAGAGGAUAUUAUUAAGACUGUGUGGGACAGAGCUUGCAUGGAGCCUACGUUCGCUGCACGUACAUUGUCUGUCCAUGCAGAGUUGCAUGCUUCGGAUCGCUCAACGUUGAAAGCACCCAAGAAAAGAAUUGAGGAGCUAAAGAAGGAUAUGGAGUCUUUUCGUGCUGGCCCACUGACAUAUGACUCCAUAUUCCAGCUAAAAGAAAUUCAAUUUACAAUAGAAAGCCUCCUUGAGCAAGAGGAGAUUUAUUGGAUUCAAAGAGGCUGA